Molecule: messenger RNA, 927 nt
Organism: Pochonia chlamydosporia 170
Lineage: Eukaryota; Fungi; Ascomycota; Sordariomycetes; Hypocreales; Clavicipitaceae
Exons: 3
Coding region: 1-927 (308 amino acids)
Source: RefSeq, a predicted model, not a curated record
AUGCCUGCCGUCAACCUGAAAGACCAUGGCGAUGCCCAACUUGAGGCAGGACUACUGAGGACACAAGAAGAGGAGAAGAUUCCAUUCAUCUCGCCUGGACUUGACCAGACUCGGACCGGACUAGCACCUUGCCAGCUGGAGACCUCCCCGGAUUCUGGAAAGAUGUCAUCCCGGAAGCGACUGGUGAUGAUUCUGAUGCUGAGUGUGGUUAUUGGAUUUGGAUUAGCUUUGGCUAAGGACCCGUCCCUUCCUUCAUCAUGCCUAGGAUGGGCUCGUGGAAACGAUCAUUUUCACACAAAAACCGCUCGUUCGUUUCUCGGAAAGCGUGCUGAUGCUUCAGUAACCAAUGCUACAACACCUGGGCAGACAUCAGAGCAAGGCGGCUCUGGUGCCAGAUCAGAACAAUCGACUACCAACCCACCUGUGACCACGACGUCGCCCAAAGAUGAGACCACGACAAGCACCCCUCCUCCGUCAACUACUAGUCACACUUCAACAUCAACCCCUACUAGUAUUCAGGAAACGUCGACCAGCUCUCCAUCACCGUCAACUCACACAACACCUGCAACCUCUACAACACCAAGCUCGACUCCCACAAGCACCUCGACCACCUCCCGCACUCCGGAAUCCACUUCCUCUGAAAAAACGACGGCUACUACGGCAGAAAGCACUACGUCCAAGAUUCAGAAGACCAUCACGACUGGCCGAAUCGCAACGACCAGCCCUGUAGCUCAGACAUUGACCACUACAUUGCCCGAUGGCGGCACUCUCACCAUUACAUCUACGUCGUGGGUCGCCAUUGUGCCAACUGACAAGUCCAGCAGCAGCUCUGGGCCACAGCUUCAGAACGCGGCCUCUAAAUCUCAUGGCCAUGUAAUGCUCGCAUUGACGCUUGGAGCACUUGCAGUCGGCAUGGUAUUUAUCUAA